Solanum verrucosum is the source of this 971-nucleotide messenger RNA. RefSeq lists its product as uncharacterized. Gene Ontology annotation, cellular component: cytoplasm. Lineage: Eukaryota; Viridiplantae; Streptophyta; Magnoliopsida; Solanales; Solanaceae. Gene Ontology annotation, molecular function: ubiquitin protein ligase activity; zinc ion binding. Bases 47 to 781 code for a protein of 244 amino acids. The record is from RefSeq and is a predicted model, not a curated record. Gene Ontology annotation, biological process: protein ubiquitination. The transcript has a single exon.
GUGUGUGCCUCGAGGAAACCGAGUAAGAGGACACCAAAAGUCCGUCAUGUCGAUGACGGAGGCCACCCUCUCCACCGCCGGUAACCGCCGUUCUUACCGGUGCUACAACUGCAACGAUGCCUUUCACAUAACCACCACCGCCGGCGUCAGCUCCUCCUUUCGUUGCCCUCGCUGCUUUCAUCGCCACCUCCUCCCUAAUUACACCAUUGCCAGUCUUAUGCCUUUUUCUCAACAUUUAACUCUUACCAAUUUUACCCUUUCCACCAACAAUUCUGUUACUUUUGAUUAUUCCGAUUCCGAAACUGAAUCCGAUGAGAGUGAUUCCGACGAUCUUUCGUUUGAGUUGUCUAACUCAACUCAAUUCCGUUCACCGACUCUUAAAUCGUUUCUCAACUCACUUCCGAGUGUGAAAAUCGAUGAAUCAUCGAAAAACUGUUCGAUUUGUAUGGAGGAAUUUGGAAUUGAUACGGAAGCGAGUCAAUUGCCUUGUAAGCAUUUUUUUCAUAAUGAUUGUAUUGUCCCUUGGCUUAAUCGGAGUAAUACUUGUCCACUUUGUCGGCAUAAAUUGCCGCAAGAAGAUGAAGAUGAAAUUGAAAAGGAACUAGAAGUGAUUUUGGAUGGUGAAAUUGGUGGUAGAGAAUUUCGAGAUAAUAAUGUUGUUCUAGUAUCAACAGCAUCAUCCUUGACUGAAGUUGGUGAGGAUGUUGAUGAUGAUCUUAGAGAAAGGGAUCUGGAUGCAAUGCGCGAUGAAGAUGGUGAUAUAAUGAUGGUUGAUGCUUGAAGUUAAAAAGAGAAACAUAUAGAUAUGUAUAUAAUUAUCCUUUUUGGGUAUGAUUUUUAUCUACAAUGUCUUUCGAUUUUGCCCAAAAAGAUCAAUUUUUUAGUGGUGUCCUCUCUUAUGCUGAAAUAUAGGAUAUAAAUGUUAUGUUAUAGGAUCAAAAUUUAGUUGAUGUUCGUGUUUUAUCAUAAGU